UAACCCAGAAAGUGGCAGUGAAAUGCCGUGGUAUAAUAAUGUGGGGAACUAGUGGCUCGGGUCCAGUCCGCCGCAGUGUCUCGUGGAGAACGCACGUGCUUGUGUUGUGAAAGUGUAGUGCUAUUUACUGUUGAAAGCAAAACAAUGAACAGACAGUGCAAUUGAAAAACCGACCGUUUGUUUCACACUGUAUCCAAUAGUUAUCAAAAUGGAAGCCAAAAACAUCGCUGUAUUUGCUGUUGUAAUUAUUGUGUUUUCCUACUCCGAGGGUGCGAGGGAUGCGACUUGCCCGAGAAUCUGUGGACCAGCGUUACAGGGGGAGCCGGUGUGCGCUACUGAUGGCUACAUCUACCCAUCAUUAUGUGAGAUGAGGAAAAAGACCUGUGGAAAAGGAGUUCGUCUUGCACCAGAUCAAGGAUCAUGUUCCCGAGCACAAGGUUCCAAGUGCGACCAUCGCUGCACAUCAGAAAGAGAUCCCGUUUGUGGGACGAAUGGGAGAACAUAUUUAAACAGAUGCAUGUUACAAGUUGAAAUUUGCAGAGUUGGUAUUGGCCUCUCCCAUCUUGGAGCUUGCAACAACAUCAGCGCUCAUCGUGAAAACUGCCCCGUUGACUGUUCCCAAGCUCCUUUAGAUGGACCAAUCUGUGGCUCAGACGGCAAUGUCUACAAGAACACCUGUCAAAUGAAGCUGUUAACAUGUGGACAAGGCGUGGUAAGAACAAGCAAGAAACAUUGUCAAACAACUCGUCACUGCCGAGAGUCUUGCUGGAGAGUUGCUAGACCAACUUGCGGCUCUGAUGGCAAACUUUACGCCAACGCUUGCAGGAUGAAGGCAACUAACUGCGGUAAGCAUGUAUUCGAAGUACCGAUGGCGUUCUGCGUAUCCCAAGAGCGCACUUCAGGUGGUGAACCAUGUCCCACUGAGUGCUCCGACCAGAAAGAGAAGCUGGUGUGUGGAUCUGAUGAGAACAUCUACAGGAACGAGUGUGAAAUGAAGAUGCUGAAUUGCGGGGCAAACAACAGAAAAAUUGUCAAGAGAGUGGACAUGGAGAAAUGCAAGGGGAAAAUGAGCAAAUGUUUGAAGGUGAAAUGUCCGGCGGAAGUUGACCCUGUGUGUGGAACCGACGCGAAUGUGUACACAAACCCAUGCCUUCUGAAAGUCGCAACUUGUCUGAAAGGUGUGCAGUUGGCGCAUUUUGGUAACUGUACAUUACUGCCUCGCUUAGAAACGGAUUGUCCUGAUGAUUGUGACAAUGCACUGGAGGAACCAGUGUGCGGUUCAGAUGGAAAUGUUUACCGGUCUGAAUGCGAGCUCCGACGUCUCACAUGUGGGCAGCAUGUGGUAGCAGUGUCAGCAUCACAUUGCCGGACUACGGCGCUCUGCCACGAGGAGUGUCCUGACACACCAGCUUUCGUCUGCGGCUCCGACAAUCGCUUCUACAAGAACGAGUGUAUCAUGAAGAAGGAGAACUGUGGAAAACAUGUGUUUGUGGUGCCCCUCAAGAGAUGUCUCUCGCGGUUCCAGUACUCUGGGUGCGCUCGUGUCUGUCCCCCAGAAUAUGAUCCAGUUUGUGGCACUGAUGAUAAGACUUAUUCAAACAAAUGCUUCCUGGAAAUGGAGAAUUGUCGAUCGAGAAGUCUCGUCCAAAUGAGACAUCUUGGAACCUGCGCCGAACCAAUUGCUGAAGAACCGAAAAACUAUUUAUAUCGAUAAAUAUUGUUAGUAAUUAUUAGUGAUUUAAUCAAAUUAUAUUGAUAUUUCGCUGUUUCUAUUAGUGCCAAUUUAACAUUCAACUAAUGUGUCUUCCAAUCUAUGUAGAUUAUUUUAUAAGUACAAAAGUGGUUUCGCUUUUUAGGUGUUCAACGUUGCUAUGCAUAAAUUCAUCUAUCAUUGUUUUGUACUCUAGAAUGAUUCAUUUAUUUAUGAUCAACUAUUUAGCUCCGUAAAUGCCAGAGAUAAUGAAUGUAGUACAACUACAAUGCAGUUGCGAUGCAACUACAUGGCGUAUUUUCAGAGACUAUGAUUCGAAAAUUAAAUCUUUCGCAUAGGCAUCAUUCUUUUACGAUAUAGAUUAAUACUUUCACAGUUAAGUUUUAAAUUUGUAAUUUAAUUUAAAAAGUAAUGUAGCAUUGAUUUUUCAUACAUAAGAUAAGAUCUGAUAGAUUUUGUACGAAGAAUAGUAAAAUUUUUAACUAACCAGUUUUAUUUAAUUAUUUUCACAUCGAUAGUUAUAAAAAUCAAAUAGGCUGUGAAAAACAGCUCAGUUCUAAAAACGCGCCAUUUUCUGAAAGCGUGCUGAGAUAAACAUAUUAAUUAGUUCUCUUGUUUUUUACUAAGUAUUAGUCUCACAACUGUAUUUAAAAACACCGUGUAAUAUAAGUGUGUAUGGUUUAUUGAAAACCCGUCACAUAAAAAAAUCCUCGACUUCGACUUGGUAUUGUUAAUGACCGUUUACAAUAACCUAUUUUCCAUCCUAAUAUCACAAUGAUGCGAUUCUGUUUCGACUGGUAUAUUACCAGAGCGAAAGUGGAUUUAGCAUAGCAGUGUUGGUAUGCCUUAUUGCCUAAACACAUGGUAGGAUUUGGUAAGGCCGGACCAUCCGACGGUUCGGUGGGCGCCUCGCACCAUACGUAAUAAUAACAAGUUUUUGCAAUGGACAAUGCAAUAUAUCAUCGAUUAUGGUCCGGUACCAGACCGCGUUCGGUAGUUCGGCCGUACCAAAUACGAUCAUGUGUUAGGGCUGUUAGUAUACGAUAAUAUUUAACCAGUGAUAACUUAGACUUAUUUCCAUUUUUGAAACGAGAGGCUUAUCUUCUUGAGAUUUAUAUUAUGUUCGAAAAUAUGUUUCAAAAUAAUUGAAUAUCAUAAACUCAUAGUAGAAUUAGAGCAGUCCUAGUUUCCUCAAAUUAAGUACAUAUUUCUUUUGUCCUUUAAGACUAGUAAAGUUCGCGUUAUUACUAAGGUGAUUAAAAAGUCGUAAAAAAAUCAUAGAAAGAGACGUCUUGUCGCUACAAUUUGAAAUCAAAUGAAAAUUAUCACAUUUAUUCAACUGGGCCAAAAUUGACACUUUCAAAUGUAAAAAGUUGUACUUUUUGUCAAUUGCCACCACUUCGAAAUAGGUUGAGCUUUAAUGAGAAGAAGUAGCAAGAAACUCAUGCCCACUCUUCUAUAUCAAUGUUUAUAGAAUUAUCAGACAAAGGGAUAGGGCUAUCCUCCGGAAUAACGACAGGAGGGAAUGCAUAUGCAUACCAACGCAGCCUAUGUCUGCGUUGGUUAUGGGGGAUUCACGUAAAACCUAAGUGCCUACCCACUAAACACCACCUGAGGUUAGCUUUGGGCAAGUGCCCUCUAAGCCCCUUCAAGAAAAAAGCAUACUCCCACCUUAAAGGCCGGCAACGCAUUUCUUGACACACCUGUUGUUGCGGAUGUCCAUGGGCGGUUGCCUCACCUCUCCCCAUCCCGUGAGCCUCUUGUCCGUUUGCCCCCUCUCAUAUAAAAAAAAAAGCCUUCCUCUAAGGCGACCAUCCCUUAGGGAGAGAGGGGCGCAAGCGGCACUCCCUUGGGAGUAUUCGCUGUCAUAAUACAUUCUCUAUUAAUUCUGUGAGUUUAAGAUAUUCCGCGUGAAUAUUACAAGUAUGUUUCUAGGUGAUAUUUGUGCAUUCCAAUAUGUUUCUAUAUUAGUACGCCAUAUUAUUGAUUACUGAACACAAUGCUCAUAAUUACUGACCUCUGUAACAUAAUAUACGUUAGGAUAUCAUCUCCACCAUAUGUAUGUGUGGCGGUCCUCCACAAUGCGUUUUUCAAGGAGCCUUCUUCCACGUACUACAAAGCUGUGGAAUGAGCUUCCUUAUGCGGUGUUUCCAGGACGAUACGACAUGGGUACUCCUUCCUCUGGUGUUGCAAGAGAAUGUGGGGGGCGGUGAUCACUUAACACCAGGUGACCCGUAGUUAGCGAGUUAGUCAUACUUGACAAUAGCUCCUUAGAAUUUUGAAUAUUAGACCACUAGCUAAGGCAUCAAAAUUGGUAACACACUAUCGAGCUGUCAAAUCAUGUAUAUCUAUACUAGUAUAUUCUGGUUGUAUUACAAAUAAACUUGGCAUAAAGUUAAAACUAAGAAUUAACCAAGAAUAUGUGAAAUUUGUUAAUAUAUAUACAAUCGGGACACUGAAUUAAAUGUGUCCUGAUGUUUGUUCCCAAUGAACUCCUCAACUAAUGAACGGAUUUAAAUGGGGUGGUGGUGCAUGGUCAUGGAGUGCCUUUAGUCCAACUUGAGAGAUAGGAUAGUUUUAUUUCGCUGAGAUCACUAUCAAUACAAUGAUACUUCUGAAGUUUUUCGAAUGUUAGGCAUUUUGCAUAUUCUUGGUUUAUUCUCAGUUAUAACUUUAUGCCAAUAUUAUUUAGUCGUAGGUGUGUAAGGCUGUUACUUCCUACGGAACAACAAUUCCUGUCUGUAUAUUAUAUUUUAGAAGUCAGUAGCUACAGUAAAUUUAUAAGCAAAUGUAAUACAGUCUUCGUUCUUCAAUCUAAGAUAGUUUUAGAUUAUUUAUUUAUUACUUUUAUUUAUUGAAUUACUAAGUUGUAAAUAUUUCUUUUAGUAAUAAGUGUGUUCACACCAAUGUUAUUGCAUUUAUUAAAACGAUCUGUAAGGAAAAUUGUUAAAUUUAUAAUUUCGUAUUCCAUUUUACUAUUCUUGUUAAAUGCUUGGAUGUAGAAACGUCUUUUCGCAUUGAAAUGAAGCUAUUUUAGAAGGAAAAAGGAAGGAACUAAACUUAGCUUUAUGAUUUCAUUUCUCUUACCUUUUUCUUGAUAAAAAGGUUAUUUAUUUUUCUUUCCAUGUCACCAUCUUUAGUGAAUAGUUCUUAAUCAAAUAAUUAGAUAAUUAAUAUUUUUAAUUUUGCUUCACAAUAGUCGAAUUUUUCCGCUACAAAAUAGUUAUAUUUCAAAUAGACUAUAUCUUGUAAUAUUGUACUGAAUAAUUGAAAUAUAUUAUGAUUAUGAAAUAUAAA
Messenger RNA from Leptidea sinapis, 5008 nucleotides. RefSeq names its product serine protease inhibitor dipetalogastin. Gene Ontology annotation, biological process: multicellular organism development; cell differentiation. The transcript has 12 exons. Lineage: Eukaryota; Metazoa; Arthropoda; Insecta; Lepidoptera; Pieridae. The record is from RefSeq and is a predicted model, not a curated record. The coding region runs from base 209 to 1714 and encodes 501 amino acids. Gene Ontology annotation, molecular function: protein binding.